Molecule: messenger RNA, 921 nt
Organism: Botrytis sinoallii
Lineage: Eukaryota; Fungi; Ascomycota; Leotiomycetes; Helotiales; Sclerotiniaceae
Exons: 1
Coding region: 1-921 (306 amino acids)
Biological process (GO): base-excision repair
Molecular function (GO): catalytic activity
Source: RefSeq, a predicted model, not a curated record
AUGCCUAAAGCUAAGAGACCACUGUCGACUACAGGCAAGGAGGUGAAGAGGGCAAGGAGAGUAAAGACAGAGGAAACAGCAGUCGAAGAGAAACAGAAACAGGAAGUCAAAACCAUCGAAGAAAGAGACGAAGAAUCAGCAAAGCAUGUAAUCAAAUCAGGAGACCAGAAAUUCAAAGCAUACUCUUCCUUUGUAGAGGAAUCUCCCUUCCCCGGGUUCAAACAUCCAACGCCAAGAGAGUGUGAAGUGGCAAAUGAAGUACUACAGGAAAUGCACGGAGAAGAAGUAGCGAAAGAAUUCGAAGAUGAAAAUACACCAGAGACAAUUCCACACGUAUUGGAUGCAAUGAUCGUUGCAAUAUUAAGUCAAGCAACGAGUUGGAGUAACGCCAAAAGAGCAAUGAAUUCAAUGAAAAAAGUGUAUGGCUCUAUAUUCGCUUACGAGAAGAUCAUGGAAGGCGGUAAGGAUAAAUUACAGGAGACCAUUCGAUGCGGUGGACUGCAUGUCAGAAAAUCGAUGAUCAUUAUGACGAUUCUGAAACAGGCAAAGGAGCGUCACGGCAAAUGGGAUCUUGAUCAUAUGUUCGAACUGACUGAUGAGGAAGCGAUGAAGGAAUUGCUGGCUUUCUCGUAUAUUGGUCCUAAAUCCGCUUCGGUCGUCAUGGGUUGGUGUCUCAAACGCAAUCCUUUCACCGUCGACACCCACGUCUAUCGCAUCGCCGGACUAUGGGGCUGGCGUCCUUCGACUGCGACCCGUGAGAAGACGCAAUCUCAUCUUGAACUGAUGAUUCCCGCUAGAUAUAAAUUCAGUCUUCACUUUCUUUUGAUUCAGCAUGGCCGAUCGUGUCCUGCCUGUAUUGGAGGAAGCAAAGGCGGAAAGAAAUGUACCGCUGCUGCCAAGAUGAAGGCACUUCUGAAAUGA